CACGUGGAUUCUUUAAAUGCACCGUUUAAACCGCCGUGUCCGACAAUCAACUCCAUCGAGCGCAAUCCCCCACAGAAACUGCCAAAGACCCCUCUGCAAUAGCCCACUCAAACCAGACCCUCAACGCCCAUCAUACCAACCUCGUUCCCACCAACCCUACAAAACUACAAAGUAACAAUGACCGACAACCAAGAACCCCAAGAAAACAAGCCUGAGACCGUGCAGCACAUUAACUUGAAAGUAAUAAGCAACGAUGGAGCUGAGAUAGCAUUCAAGAUCAAGCGAACAACUCCGUUGGAACGUCUUAUCGGUGCAUACGUGCAAAAAGCUGGCCAGGACCGCCGGUCCGUCCGAUUCCUGUACGAAGGCGCACGAAUUGAAGGCCAUGAGACACCCGAUGAGAUGGAAAUGGAAGACAACGACAUCAUCCAAGUCAUGGUCGAGCAAGUCGGUGGAUGCUGCUAAAACACGGUCAUCAUCCGGCGCAUCAUGUGAAAGAAAACACGAUAACCAGGAACAAUCUCUGUCCCCUCAUAACCGAUCAACAAUUGCCCCAACGGAGACGGGCAAGAUUGCGAUUUUGAUUGUAGGCAGCGGCUCCUUUUUUUUGCGUAUUGGCGAGCCGAUCUGAUCUUUCGGAUCAGGGAUGUGUGGAUGUGGUGGCGUGCCGUUAGGAUGUAUAUACUCCUUGAGGCUGUAACUUGCUCACAUCGUGGCUGCUCGCCUUCGCCUCCCGCCCUUUUCGCUAUCCCCUCUUGGGCCUAGUCUCUUCCCCUCCCCUUUUAAUGUAUUUUUCUCCUUUUUAUUGUACUGUGUUGUCCAUACCAAAUGACGCAAAAUGCCAUUUGCUGGCGGUGUUGAAGAAA
Molecule: messenger RNA, 866 nt
Organism: Fimicolochytrium jonesii
Lineage: Eukaryota; Fungi; Chytridiomycota; Chytridiomycetes; Spizellomycetales; Powellomycetaceae
Product: ubiquitin-related domain-containing protein
Exons: 4
Coding region: 178-465 (95 amino acids)
Biological process (GO): protein sumoylation
Cellular component (GO): nucleus
Molecular function (GO): protein tag activity; ubiquitin-like protein ligase binding
Source: RefSeq, a predicted model, not a curated record